AAGAUACCCCCCCCCCUCCUCCCUCCCUCGCUCCCGACAGCCCGGACGCUCAAAAUGUCCAAUCCAGCGCCCGAGUACCUGCGCUUCACGGGACAUCGGUCCUUUGCGCGGCGGCUCACCAUCUCGACGCUCACCGGCCGGCCCAUCCACAUCUCCAAGAUCCGCAGCUCAUCACCGACAAACCCAGGCCUCGCCUCGCAUGAAAUCUCCUUCCUGCGGCUCCUCGAGGCCGUCACCAACGGCUCCUCGAUGCAAAUAUCCUAUACGGGCACCACCAUCACGUACCACCCGGGCCUCAUCUCGGGCACCAUUGCGGGCCAGGGCGCCGUCGAGGGCGAUGUUAUCGAGCACCACAUCCCGGACUCAUGCACCCGCGGCAUCACCUAUUUCCUGCUGCCGCUGUGCCUGCUGGCGCCCUUCUCCAAAGCGCACAUGAACGUGCGCUUCUCGGGCCCCGGCGUCAUCACCGCCGCGACGGAGACGGGCGACGUCUCUGUCGACACGUUCCGCACCGCCGUCCUGCCGCUCCUGGGGCUCUUCGGCAUCCCCCCCGCGCGCAUCGAACUGCGCGUGCUGUCACGGUCGUGCGCCGGGCCCGGCGGCAAGGGCGGCGGCGGGUGCGUCGAGCUGCGCUUCGCCAGCCAGGUCCGGCUGCCCAAGACGCUGCACCUGAACCGCAGCCCCGGGAGGAUAAAGCGCAUCCGCGGCGUCGCGUACUGCACCGGCGUGUCGGCGUCCAACAACGCCCGCAUGAUCCACUCGGCCCGCGAGGUCCUCAACCCGCUCGUCUCGGACAUCCACGUCGCGGCGCAGUACGACCAGGCCCCGCUGGUGCCCACGGACAAGUCGGGCAACAAGCGCCGGCUCGGCAUCGGUUUCGGCCUUAGCCUUGUCGCCGAGUCGAGCUCCACGGGCGUGCUCUACUCGGCAGACGUGGUCGUGCCGCCGUCGGGUGGCGUUGUGCCCGAGGACAUUGGCAAGCGGUGCGCCUACCAGCUGCUGGAGCAGAUCGAACAGGGUGGCUGCGUGAGCCAGGUGUCGGCGGGCGCCGUGCUGAUACUCAUGGCCAUGGGGUCAGAGGACGUGGGCCGGCUACGGAUAGGAAGGGAAGUCAUCGGGACGGAGGACCUGGUCGGCUUGGCGAGAGACCUCAAGACGUUUGGUGCGAGCAGCUGGGGACUGCGAGACGUCGAGGACGAGUCGGGCGACUUGGUCGUUUCAGUAAAGGGCACAGGCGUAGGGAACGUGGGUAGGAAGAUAGCGUAAUCAUAAGCUGACAUGGUGC
Molecule: messenger RNA, 1285 nt
Organism: Purpureocillium takamizusanense
Lineage: Eukaryota; Fungi; Ascomycota; Sordariomycetes; Hypocreales; Ophiocordycipitaceae
Exons: 1
Coding region: 55-1266 (403 amino acids)
Biological process (GO): endonucleolytic cleavage of tricistronic rRNA transcript (SSU-rRNA, 5.8S rRNA, LSU-rRNA); ribosome biogenesis
Cellular component (GO): nucleolus
Molecular function (GO): RNA endonuclease activity
Source: RefSeq, a predicted model, not a curated record